UUCAGUAGAUGUGCUGCUGUCUCAGCCAGAGGGACAUUGUUUACACAGACACUGCCUCCCCUGUAUCUAGUUGCAGGGCUCCAAGCCCUCACGGAGCUCUCAGGGCCAGCUGAUCCAGGGGUUUGGUUCCCAGACAGGGCUGGGUGACCAGAUAGUUUUUCAACCCAAGGAGGGUGAUGUCACUGGGGGCCCGACUGCUUGGCCUCUGAGGGCAGGGCCCAUGGACCUAAAGGAUGUCUCAAAUGGCACCCUGUUCCCUAUAUAGUGAACUACUUUUGACCAGAGCCCUACACAUGUUGGACACAGUAAAGCCCUUUCAUGUUUACACACACACGCCGUGUGCACACAGACACACACACAACACUUUUCAGAGUCUCAUAAUAAGAAUAGAUGUUAUGUUAUUGCAAGUUCAUUAACUAAGACUAUAUAGCUCAGUUGGGGAUGUUUUGGUCAGCCCAACCACCUGCAGUAGUUUGUCACGUCUGAAAGCUUGUGUGUCAGUCAAAGAGGUGCUUGUGGUGGUGGUGAAAUCUGUUCUUUUUCCAUCAGUAUUCUCUUUCCUUCCCACAACCAGUGGCAGCCGUGAUGAGAGAUCUCUUGUUCUGUGAAACGGCAUCAAUAUUUACACGCCUCAGUGUCUGGGGCCUCUAACAGAGCUGUUGGACACUGGAAUACGAUAGGACAGACUUGCUGCUGAGAGCUUCACAGAGAGGCAGGAGAAGAAGCAGGAGGGAAGGUUUGAGAUGGAUUUGAGUUACAUUAGACUGAGCCCCGGCAUGAUUUAUUUUCUGAUUUAGUCUAGUGUAGCCUAUCAGACUCAUGGUUGUGACAAUAAAAUAUGAUCUUUUGUUAUAUAUCUUUGCUUGAUAUUAGCCUACAGUAAAGAGGUGAAUGACAUGCAGUCUGAUAGGACAGCACUGAGGGCCUUUAUGUGUAACCACAGGUCAGUGGCUCUGCUCAGCUGCUACACAGUAGACAAAACUUACACCAGGAAGGAUUUUGGAGAUAUAGAUGGAUCCUUUGAAAGACAUACUGUGCACUAUGUACAGUUUUUUAACCCCCAGAAUCCUUCUCCCUCCCCAGUCCUUAUAGUAGGACUGUUCAACAUUUCAAUUCCUCUGAUGUUGCUAAAAAAUGCCUCAGGAAUCAACAGUCUCCUGAGACCAAGUCAUUCGUGAUUAAAGGGACUUUUGAGGACAUCACAUGUGCUGUGGUGCUCUUGGCUCGCAGCUUUCAUUCACUCUGCUGCAAACGAACAGAACUCACACUUAUUGGAUCUUUCUGGAGUCAUCAAACUAAAAAUAGCCUAAUAUUCCAGUGAAUUUAGAAGAACACGUUGUUGUGGCGCAUCAGAAUUAGCUUGGUGAGUUCCUGAGCGUCACGGGCGUGUAACCGCACACAUUGAAUUCUUUGAGCACAGUUGGGCCGCCCAGCACCACGGGGGGACGCGCUGCAUGUAUAAUGAGCUCGAAUAAGCCUCGGUAGCGGGAGACUCACACCCGCAUCUAUUAGUAAUGAAGACUUAACUAGUAGGCCUAAUACAGCGGCGGUAAAAACAUGAUUGCACGCUUUCUUGCUCACUCGUGCACAUCUUUCCUCCCACGAAGCUGCUUCUAUAUGCUUAUUUUUUGUGUGCCGCGUUUCAAAUUGGAAUCCUUUACUGCAUUUAUGAAGGGGCUGUAUCGUUUUCUAUUUGACAUCGUGGCAGACACGUAUUUUGUUAUUUUCUGUAAAUAAUCUAUUUAGAAAAUAAUUAUGGUUGGAACAUAAGACUGUCUGACUGGGUGGUAUUAUUUGCAGCCUGGACAAAUCACAUACAUUAUUAGCAUCGCGUAACCUUCACGCGGGCUACAUUGAGCAGAGCUAGCUGCCUGCCUGUUGUCCGACUAGGUACUGUCCGCGGUGCUGAACGGUGUUGAAGGUCGGCGCCUCAGUCUGUCUCCUCCUGAUUUUACUGCACGCUGCCCCGUAACAUUUCCACCAAAUUAGGAUUACAUACGUUGUUUUUCCUGCACGGACACGAUGCUUCCCGUCAUUACCAUGGGUUAUGUGGGUAUGCAACUUGUGCCGAAAACAACAAGAAAUCCUAACCAAGUCGGGAGCGUGGUUCUACAGCGGCGCCGCAGGGCCACGGGGCGGGUCUGAGGGCCACAGGGGUCGACGUCACGAGGAGGCCCCCCAGGAGAAGAAGGCCAAACUGCAGCAGGAUCUCCUCUACCAGGGGCCCCCAGGGGACAUAUCAGCAGAUAGAAGCAGACCUCCCGGGCUCCCCAGACAAGGCUCCCUCAACAACGGCUCAGGGCUGAGGCACUCAGGUCCAGGACAGGACAUAGACAGGAAACGAAGCCCAUCAGCAUCCAGGGACACAAACCAAAAAUACGACCAAAGGGAGGAGCGGGGUCAGUAUGCCCCGGGGGACGGCACCAUGCCCAGAUCACCGUCCGACUACGGGGAUGGGGACCCUCGGCGUGGGGCCCCACGGAGGUACCGAGACGCUGAGGCGGCGCGGGGGGAGUACCGUGGUGGGCGUGGCCGCUGGCGCUCCCAGGAGGACUACCCUCUGGACCAGGACGGGCCCUACCCUCUAGACGGGCAGCCCAGUGAGUACGAGCUGCAGCGCCAGCGCCAGGAGGAGUACCAGACACGCUACCGCUCCGACCCCAACCUGGCCCGUUACCCCGUCAAGCCCCAGCCCUACGAGGAGCAAAUGAGGAUGCAUGCUGAGGUGGGCCGGGCCAGGCACGAGAGGCGCCACAGUGAUGUGUCUCUAGCCUACACGGAGCAGGACGAGCCCCAGGGACCUAUCCGCCUGUCCAGACAGCAGCUGACCGAGCGCCGGCCGCCCAUGGUGGGCCAACGCUCCUACUCCAUGGACAGAAACUCCCCCACCCCUGGAGGCCACCACCGGACCUCCAACCACAGCCCCCCCACCCCACACCGCAGCCCCGUGCUGGGGGACAGGUCAGGGGACAUGAGGCGGGGGCCAGGGGAGCCAAUAGGGUUCAGGGGUCAUGAUUAUCUGGACCCCAGCUCUGCUGUCAGGAAGACCAAGAGGGAGAAGAUGGACACCAUGUUGAGGAACGACUCUCUGAGCUCUGACCAGUCCGAGUCCAUCAGGCCGCCGCCACCAAAGCCCCACAAAACCAAAAAGGGGGGUAAGAUGCGGCAGGUGUCCCUGAGCAGCUCGGAGGAGGAACUGGCCACCACGCCGGAGUACACCAGCUGUGAGGACGUGGAGAUAGAGAGUGAGUCUGUCAGUGAGAAAGGGGACAGUCAAAGGGGGAAAAGAAAAACUAUUGAGCAGGCAUUUUUGUCCGACUCAACACACAACACCUUAUCUGAGAGGCAAAAGAAAAUGGUGCGCUUUGGGGGCCACUCAUUGGAAGAGGACGCAGAAUGGUGCGAACCCCAGGUUAAAGACUCUGGCGUUGACACAUGCAGUAGCACUACCCUAAACGAGGACAAUCAGCAUAGCCAUAGUGAGAAGCAUCCAGUGACAUGGCAGCCCUCCAAAGAUGGGGAGCGCCUAAUAGGGCGGAUUCUGCUCAACAAGCGGAUGAAGGAUGGAAGUGUACCUCGAGACUCAGGAGCACUGCUGGGACUGAAGGUGGUGGGUGGAAAGAUGACAGAAUCUGGUAGACUUUGUGCUUUCAUCACUAAAGUGAGGAAAGGAAGUCUAGCGGACACUGUUGGACACCUCAGACCAGGCGACCAGGUGCUGGAGUGGAACGGGAGGUUUUUACAAGGAGCCACAUUCAAAGAAGUUUACAAUAUCAUUCUAGAAUCAAAGCCAGAACCCCAGGUGGAACUGGUGGUCUCAAGGCCCAUAGGAGAUAUUCCUCGGAUACCAGACAGCACACAUGCACAACUGGAAUCAAGUUCGAGUUCCUUUGAGUCUCAGAAGAUGGAUCGCCCCUCUAUCUCUGUCACGUCUCCCAUGAGCCCCGGGAUGCUGCGGGACGCCCCCCAGUACCUGUCAGGACAGCUCUCAAGCCAAAGCCUUAGUAGAAGAACAGCGCCUUUUGUCCCUAGGGUCCAGGUCAAACUGUGGUAUGACAAAGUGGGCCAUCAGCUAAUAGUGACCAUCCUGGGAGCCAAGGACCUGCCUUCUAGGGAAGAUGGCCGCCCCAGGAACCCUUACGUCAAAAUCUACUUCCUCCCUGACAGAAGUUUGAAUUAUUGUUCCUCCAGCGACAAAAGCAAGAGGAGAACAAAAACGGUAAAGAAAUCCUUAGAGCCCAAAUGGAACCAGACCUUUAUGUAUUCUCCUGUGCACCGGCGGGAGUUCCGUGAGCGCAUGUUGGAGAUCACCCUGUGGGACCAGGCCAGGGUCAGGGAGGAGGAAAGCGAGUUCCUGGGAGAGAUACUGAUAGAGCUGGAGACAGCCCUGCUGGAUGAUGAGCCUCACUGGUACAAGCUGCAGACCCACGACGUGUCCUCCAUGCCCCUCCCCCGCGCCUCGCCCAACCCCCAGCGCAGACAGCUCCACGGAGAGAGCCCCACGAGGAGGUUACCCAUACAGAGAUCUCAGAGAAUCAGCGACAGUGAGAUCUCUGACUAUGACUGUGAAGAUGGUGUUGGGGUAGUGUCAGACUACCGGCAGAACGGCAGGGACCUUCAUAGUUCCACGUUGUCUGUCCCAGAGCAGGCGAUGUCAUCCAACCACUGCUCGCGGUCGGCAGACAUGAACCGUGCGCGGUCUCGGUCCCCCAGCGUUCCCCCUCCACAGAGCAGAAGUCUGGACCCCGGCUAUGACAUUGACCCCGCCUCGUCUCAGUACAGCUCCUCCAAUAGAGUGGACCGAUGCAGUGUGUCCGAUGACCACCACUCACCUGACAGCCAUUUUCUCACCCUACCUCGAUCCAGACGCUGUCAACCUAGUGAUGAUCAUCAGAAGGAACCCAGCCGCAACCACCGCAUAUCCAACAUCAGUCGAGAAGAGGCUGUCAGGUUACUGCGCUCCACUAGGAUGUCCCGAGCCCACUCAGAGGGCGCGUACUCCUCCUCUGCUUCCGUCGACUAUGACUACAAGAGGAACCACGGAGCCGUUGAUAGACAUGUGUAUCACAGCAGGUCCAGGUCAGCUGACCAGCGUCCCGCGCUAGAGCGCACCACCACCUCCCGCUCGCGGUCCACGGAGCGCCCCGACUCCGCCCUCAUGAGGUCCAUGCCGUCUUUACCCUCCGGACGCUCCGCCCCUCCCUCACCUGCCUUAACGAGGGCGAACCCCCGCAGCGGAUCGGCCCAAACCAGCCCUACCAGUACCCCCAUGUCCGACAGGAGAGGAGGUCGGCAACUACCACAGCUUCCACCCACAGGGACCAAGGGCAGAAAAGACACGGACUCACCAGGUUGGACCAGCUCAGGUGCUAUAGAUGUGGAGGAGAGGACCAGACAGAUGAAGCUGAAGGUGAACAAGUUCAAGCAGGGGGCCGGGUCCGACUCCAGACUGGAACAGGACUACAACAAGAGGAGGGAUGGUCAUCGAGGUUCAGACAACAUGUCAGCCAAGUCUUCGGACAGUGAUGUAAGCGACGUGUCCGCUGUGUCGAGAACCAGUAGUGCCUCUCGGUUCAGCAGCACGAGCUACAUGUCUGUCCAGUCAGAACGGCCGCGAGGAAAGCAGAAGAUCAGUGACUUUACAUCCAAAAUGAAAAACAGGCAGUUGGGCACGUCGUCAGGGAGUAUGAACAUGACCAAGAGCACAAGCAUCGGUGGAGACAUGUGCAACCUGGAGAAGACGGACGGCAGCCAAUCGGACACGGGCGUGGGCAUGGUAGGCGGGGACGAGGAUAAGAAGAGACGCUCCAGUAUUGGUGCCAAAAUGGCAGCAGUGGUUGGCCUCUCGCGGAAAAGCAGGAGUACUUCUCAGCUCAGCCAAACAGAAGCCGGUGGGAAGAAGCUUCGCAGCACCGUGCAGAGGAGCACAGAGACGGGCUUGGCCGUAGAGAUGAGGAGCCGGAUGACUCGGCAGGCCAGCAGAGAGUCCACCGACGGUAGCAUGAACAGCUACAGCUCCGAGGGAAACCUGAUCUUCCCUGGUGUUAGGCUGUCCUCCGACGCCCAGUUCUCUGACUUCCUGGAUGGACUAGGCCCAGCCCAGCUGGUUGGACGACAGACGCUAGCUACACCACCCAUGGGUGACAUCCAGAUUGGAAUCGUGGACAAGAAAGGAGCGCUGGAGGUGGAAGUGAUCCGAGCCCGUGGCCUUGUGGGAAAACCAGGUUCCAAGGCACUGCCAGCACCAUAUGUAAAAGUGUAUCUUUUGGAAAACGGAGCCUGCAUAGCCAAAAAGAAAACAAAAGUAGCAAGAAAAACCUUGGAUCCCCUUUACCAGCAGCAACUGCCGUUCGAAGAGGCUCCUGGAGGGAAAGUUCUACAGAUCAUCGUAUGGGGAGACUACGGACGCAUGGACCAUAAAUCCUUUAUGGGAGCAGUUCAGAUACUUUUAGAUGAGCUGGACCUGUCUAACAUGGUGAUUGGCUGGUUCAAGCUCUUUCCUCCUUCCUCAUUGGUGGACCCUACCCUGGCCCCCUUGACAAGAAGAGCUUCCCAAACGUCAUUGGAUAGCCGGUCAUAGCAGUGUGUGGACUGAUAGCAUUGUUGUAGCAGCAGCACCCAGUGUUGAGGUUAAACAAGCUGCGACAGACCGGUCACGCCCCCCGGUUACACUGCAUGCUUGAUGUUGUGUCUUCUGAGCCUGUUUCUAGGGGUGCAAACGUGAUCCUGUGUUUUGAGCAAAAUGUCGCACACAUUGUGCGUAGCGAGCGUCGCUCCCUCGGCCGGGUCGGAGCGCCAGCUCAGAUUGGAAGGCCGUAACGUACUCCUUAGCACGAGGAAUUGUCUCUAAAUCGAGCGAUUCCAGGUUUUCAUCCAAUCUUAAGCCAUGGGGGUCGAAACUGGGAACCCGCUCGAUGAGUUCUACAGAAGCCCUUUUCGAAUGAAAAAUACAUGUUUUUGUUUUUAAUUAAUUGUUUUGUUUUUUGUUUGUUUUAUUGUCGAUGUACUUGUAUACCUGAAGGGGUGACCGACAGUGUUGUCCUGUCCAGAAGCUUGGUCACGCCACGCCAACAGACCUAGCUAGAUGUGUAAAUGGAACUAUGAGGAUCAUUGCAAUAGGAGAGGUGGGGUGUCCCAACUAAAGCUCAAACUCUGAAUAUGAGGCCCUAGUGAAAAUACCUAUAGGUAGUAGAUCACACCAGAGAGACAAUACUAAAGUUACUAAAGGCAAUACAGAAGUGGCUACUGUACUAUCGACACUCCAGAAUCUAUUGAUCAGAACCCACAACAAGACUAACUUUUAUGACCCAACAUUAUUAUUUAUCUGUUGAUAUAUUGUAUGAAGAUUAAAGGAAGAUUUAAAAAUAAAAAAAAUAUUUUUUGCAUGGACAAAAAUGUAGCUAAAAAAAAAGGGAAAUGAUUUUCUUGAGGCUGCGACUUGCAAAAAAAGAUUAAGAAAAACUAAUAAAACAGAUCAGCCAUUUUCAACAAUUUAUAUUAUUUUUGAAUAUAAAUUUCACUAGUGCAUGUGGUUUUCAAAGGGGAGUGAAUGCAACAGCGUGAUAAAAAAAGACACAUUGUUUAUCAUUCUUUAGACCAUCCAUAACAUAAGUCUGUGUUUGGCAGACAUACAUACAGUAAGAGAAACUAAAAUAAAAAGUUUUGGAGUUAUUUAUCCAAAAAAAACUGUUUAUGUGACAAAGUGAUGAUGAAAAUAAAUGUAAAUUAUUUAUUUCAUUGUAAAGGUUUACAAGCCUUAUAAAGAUAAACAUUAUGUGCAAAUUGUACACGUCUCUUUUUCUCCCUUGUCCCAGGGCAUCCCCCUGAUAUUGUCCAGAGUUUCAGGACUGUUGGUUCUUUUACAGUUCUGUAUCGUUUCAAUAUGUCUUUUUUGGGGGAUUUGAUUUGUUUACCAAGCAUGUUGAAAAGGAUUUUCUGCAACAUGGCUUGGGCACACCUUAAAAUAACUCAGCAUGUUUUGUUAAAGAGGAUAUUUGGGAUUUUUGCAGUUUCUUGUACAGUGCAUGUCAACUUUGUUACUUUAUCCCCCUCACCUUCAAUUGAAUUCUACAGAAAAUGAAUUAGUUACUUUCAUGGCCAAACUAUUAAAACGUUAUAACAAAACAUUCCACCAACCCCUAGAUCAUAUUUUAUUUCCACUUUUUCAAAAAGAAUGACAAGGAAAAAUAUUUUAUAUUCAUUGGAGAUUGACAAAAAAGUUGUGGUUGCAAGUGUAUUUUAUUUCAGUAUUGUUAACUAACAUGCAAAAAUAAUCUGUAUUGGUACAGCAAGAAGGAUAUUUAUAUCCAAGCAAGAAGCAGCAAACAUACAACUUAUGUACUGUAUAAUGCUGUGUAGUUCAGACACUGUUUGUGAGGAUGAGCAGAACACAAGGUCAAACAACAUGGGAUGUUGCCACACUAUAUGAAUUUAGUUUUUUUGUUUUUGUGAAAAUAAAAUUAAUUUAAUAUAUUUUUAUUUGAUUAUUCUUAAGCCAAGACCAGUUUAUUUUUUAUUUUUAGUAAUUAUAAAUGCUUCUUGUGUAUGGGAGGUAUAUGAAUCUUACAGUUCUGUCUGAAUGAAAAUAAACGGAGACAUUAUUCCUUUUCCAUGUUAAACCUAUACAUUCUAAUGUCCAUCCAAUAUCUUGAUGCUAUAACAAGCUAUAUACUUUCAGUUUUGAUUUACAUUGUACAUAUUAGACAUUUGAAUAAAACAAGCUAACUCAAAUAGAUGAAUAGAAUAUUUUGGAAUAGGAAUAUUGUCUCACAUGAUGACAAAGACAUAUGUUAUUGACCCUUUUGAAUGCCUUUUCUUUCUUUUGUUUUGGUGCAAUGUGUUUAUGCCAAGGCUAUGUCUUGGUGAAGUAUGGUUGAGUACAGAGAUUUAUGUAAGUUAUUUUUCAAAUAAAAAAUGGAUAUUACACUGA
Messenger RNA from Salvelinus fontinalis (brook trout), 8929 nucleotides. Its product is annotated as regulating synaptic membrane exocytosis protein 2-like. Gene Ontology annotation, molecular function: small GTPase binding; transmembrane transporter binding. The record is from RefSeq and is a predicted model, not a curated record. Gene Ontology annotation, biological process: regulation of synaptic plasticity; calcium ion-regulated exocytosis of neurotransmitter; intracellular protein transport. Gene Ontology annotation, cellular component: presynaptic membrane; cytoskeleton of presynaptic active zone. Lineage: Eukaryota; Metazoa; Chordata; Actinopteri; Salmoniformes; Salmonidae. Bases 2048 to 6580 code for a protein of 1510 amino acids. The transcript has 29 exons.